AUGCAAAGGACCCGCAUACCGUCCACGGGGCGACAGCAAAAGAUGAGCUCAACCUAUCCGAUGGCACCGAUUGGCGUUCGCGUGAUAAGCUACCUGUCGGCCAAAUUAUGUCCCCGCUUCCAGGUCAACCGUGUCCUGUGGUUCAAAUGUUCCGUCCUUGGAUUGACCUAUCUCGCCUACACCUGCUACCACAUGACGCGGAAACCGAUAUCGGUCGUGAAAUCGGUACUGCACCGGAACUGCUCAUCCGUUACGCUUCCGCCGGAGUUUGUCACGCCAGCGGGUGGAAGCGACCCGACUGCACCGUCCCCGCUUCCAACCGAUGGCACCUGGUGUGAUUACGCCCCAUUCGAUCAGCCGGACUUUAAUUCGCUGCUCGGCGCGCUGGACUCGGCGUUUCUAUUUAGCUACGCGAUCGCAAUGUUUUUUGCCGGGUUCAUCGCCGAGCGUGUGUCGUUGCGCUACUUCUUGGCCCUCGGGAUGGCAUUUUCCGGAGUGUUUUGCUAUCUGUUCGGAAUGGCAAAGGUGUACGACAUACAUGCGCUGUGGUACUUUAUUGCCGUCCAGGCACUGGCAGGCAUGUUCCAAACGACCGGCUGGCCCGGUGUCGUCACGAUCGUGGGCCGAUGGUUUGGCAAAUCGAAACGUGGGCUUAUCUUUGGCAUCUGGAACAGUCACACCUCGAUCGGGAAUGUGCUCGGUACACUGAUAGCGGCACACUACGUCGAACGGGACUGGUCGAUGUCGUUCGUGGUGCCGGGAUUUCUGAUGGGGGUGUGCGGGUUCGUCAUGUUUCUUUUUCUGGUCGAGCGGCCAGAAAUUGUCGACUGUCAGGAGAAGGUGGCCGAUUAUGCGCACCAACAGCGUGGAUCGGCUGGUGGUUCAAAUCAACGACGGAUGGACGAUUCCGUGAGUGAGGAAGAUUUCGCCCCAAAUAUAGAACAGGAUAAUGCUUCAACAAGAAGCUUACGUGGCAGCUAUUAUUCUGAGAUAAACGAACGCACACCGAUCAUUGGAAGCAUCAAUCGUGCGCCACCGCAUCAGGAUGCGAUCGGAUUCUUCGGUGCGCUGCGCAUUCCAGGUGUGGUUGAGUUUUCGCUCAGCCUGUUCUUUUCCAAGCUCGUCAGCUACACAUUCCUGUUCUGGCUACCAUUUUACAUACAACAUUCUACUUCCAUGGGCGCAAAACUGUCCGCGGAUGUAUCGACCGUAUUCGAUAUUGGCGGUAUUGUCGGUGCGAUCGCAGCCGGCAUGCUUUCAGAUGCUAGCGCUAUGCCUGCCACAACGUGCACCGGAAUGCUUGCGAUCGCUGCUCCGCUGCUACUUAUUUAUCGAUACUGGGGUAGUGUAUCGCUUUCGGUCAACAUUCUGCUACUGUUCAUCGUGGGCGUUACGGUGAAUGGGCCGUAUGCACUGAUUACCACCUCGGUCAGUGCCGAGCUGGGACAGCACAGUUCACUAAAUGGAAAUUCCAAAGCACUCGCCACGGUAACGGCCAUUAUCGAUGGGACGGGAUCGAUCGGGGCCGCGAUUGGACCGCUGCUUGCGGGCAUGCUAUCCGGAUGGAGUAACGUCUUCUACAUGCUGGUGACAUCGAACGUGCUGGCGCUCGUGAUGUUGCUGCGCAUCAGCAGCAAGGAAUGCUCGCGGCGCAACAUUAACCGACGAUACAACGUUCGUAUCGAGUGA
This is a messenger RNA of Anopheles marshallii, 1689 nucleotides long. RefSeq names its product glucose-6-phosphate exchanger SLC37A2 (gene MFS16). Gene Ontology annotation, molecular function: transmembrane transporter activity. The record is from RefSeq and is a predicted model, not a curated record. Gene Ontology annotation, cellular component: membrane. NCBI's taxonomy places the organism in Eukaryota, Metazoa, Arthropoda, Insecta, Diptera, Culicidae. The transcript is spliced from 5 exons. Gene Ontology annotation, biological process: transmembrane transport. The coding region runs from base 1 to 1689 and encodes 562 amino acids.